CGUGUACAUCGUAACGUACCGAUGAAACAAACUUCUAAUCCAGCUCGAUUAAUCAGUGGUCACUCGACAACUCUCAGCAGUAACUGUCUCCAGAAGCAAGUCGUUUAAAUCACUGGUCCUUAGAUUUUUGACCGGUCCAAAGCACAACUCAAGAUGAGCAAUAACAACAGCAUUCUUUACCUGUUCGAUCGACCGGCUGAGCCGGCCUACGUCCCUAAGGGCGAGAAGAAGGUCGCCUUCGACGUUCCGCCUAAUUACUUGCCGGAAAGAUAUCGCAACGUGGCUGUUGACGUGAUUAACCGUUUUGCGGAUACCACGGACUCAAAAAUUCCCAUCCGUCAGAUCACUCUUCCGGAUCUCAGUAUCCCUCUGAGAUUGGGGCGACGUGAACCAUUCUCGCUUUUCAUUCCGUCCCAUCGCAAAAUGGCCGCAAGGUUGAUCGAAAUUUUCAUGGGCAUGCGAACCUACGAUGAUUUCUUGUCAGCCUCGGUCUACUGCAGAGACCGAGUGAACACCAACAUGUUCAUCUACGCUCUCUCCGUCGCGAUUCUUCAUCGGCCUGAUACCAAGAACUUGCCAAUUCCACCGUUGUCCGAAGUCUUUCCAGAGAAAUUUAUGGAUGGCGGUGUCUUCUCGCGUGCCAAGGAAGAAGCUAAUUUGGUCCCAGCUGGCUCUCGUCAACCUAUCGUUAUCCCGAAAGAUUACACUGCCUCUGAUCUUGACGAGGAACACCGAGUCGCCUACUUCAGGGAAGACUUGGGAAUCAAUCUUCACCACUGGCAUUGGCAUCUCGUUUACCCUUUCGAAGCUGCGAGAGAAAUUGUCAACAAGGAUAGACGUGGUGAACUGUUUUACUACAUGCACGAGCAGAUUAUGGCUCGGUACAACUUGGAGCGUUUUUGCAACAAUCUGCCACGUGUAAAACGCCUGAACAACUGGCAGGAGCCAAUCCCGGAAGGCUACUUCCCGAAGUUGGACUCCCUCGUGGCGAGCAGGACUUGGCCAUCCCGAACCGCGGGAGCGACCCUGAAAGACAUUAAUAGACCAGUGGAUCAAAUCAAAUUGGAUAUCCAACUCUUAAUGCAAUGGAGGGACCGCAUAUUCAAUGCUAUCCAUGAGGGAGCCGUCAAGGACACCAACGAUAAACGAAUUGAAUUGACCGAAAGCGAGGGUAUAAACAUCCUGGGUAACAUAGUCGAGGCCAGUAUCCUGUCGCCGAACCGAAAUCUCUACGGUGAUAUGCACAACAUGGGACACGUCGCUAUUUCCUUCUGCCACGAUCCGGACCAUCGCUACCUGGAAAGCUUCGGUGUGAUGGGAGACUCAUCGACCGCUAUGCGAGACCCAGUUUUCUACAGAUGGCACGCGUUCGUCGAUGACAUUUUCCAGGAGCACAAGAAUACCUUGCCUCCAUACACUACGCAACAGAUUGACUACCAAGGUGUUCAAAUCACCGACGUCCAAGUCGUCACUCCCAACCAACCAACCAACGUAUUUUCAACUUUCUGGCAACAAAGUGACGUGGAUCUGUCUCGUGGACUUGAUUUUACCCCACGUGGUCCUAUCUUGAGUCGUUUCACUCACCUGAACCACGCGCCAUUCAAUUACCGCAUGGCAGUCAACAACCAGAGCAGUGCCAGGAUGGGUACCGUGCGCAUCUUCAUGGCUCCGGACAAGGAUGAACGCGGACUCCCCUUUACUUUCCGUGAGCAGAGACUCCUGAUGAUUGAGCUGGACAAGUUCACCGUCAAUCUACGCCCUGGAAACAACAUCAUUGAGCGUCGAUCCGACGAGUCUUCUGUGACCAUUCCAUUCGAGCGGACUUUCCGUAAUCUCGAUGAAAACAGGCCAGUUGGCGGUGACAGUUUGGCGCAGUUCAAUUUCUGCGGGUGUGGUUGGCCUCAGCACAUGCUGAUCGGCAAAGGAUCGAGGGAAGGAUUCCCCGUCACUUUAUUCGUCAUGGUGUCGGACAUUAACGGUGAUAGGAUCACUCAAAACACAGAGACUGGGUGCAACGACGCUGCCAGUUACUGUGGCAUCAAGGACAGACUAUACCCUGACAAACGUUCGAUGGGCUAUCCCUUCGAUCGUCCUCCAAGAAACGGAGUUGACACCUUGCAACAGUUCCUAACCGGUAAUAUGCGAUUGACGAGUUGCACUAUUCGCUUCAACGACACUACGGUACCUCCGAGAAAUUCCGGCGCUGAUAGCAACAGCCUCACAUUCUCGUAAGGUACUGCUGCUCAAACCCUUCACCGACGUAUCGGUUUAACUUCAUCGUUUGAAAAUGUGUCAAGUCCUAUUCUUCCGAUUUCAUUUUCAUUUCUUCAAUAACAAGAUUUCGAUGAAAGUUUCUCAUUUUCAAAUGACGAUUUUACCACGAAGACACGGAUUUCUACAAGGCUUUCGAAUUAUACAAUUAAUCACUACAUAUACUAUAAAUGGUGUGUAAUUUUGUUGACGACCGCUUGGAAAAUGGAUAUUCUAUUGUAUAAAUAACGCUAGAUUGCAUAAGUUAAACAUGAUAUUGAGUAUACAAACAUUAAAAUAAAACUGUAUGGGUGCAUAAGUGAGAUUUCCACAUUGUGUACCAUUUCGUAAGUCAGUAUAGUCGACAAUUGUAUUGUAAUCAGCAGACUCAUACGAAUGAACAUGAAUAAAAAUUCUACGGUAUUCUAUUAA
Messenger RNA from Neodiprion fabricii, 2682 nucleotides. RefSeq names its product phenoloxidase 1. Gene Ontology annotation, molecular function: oxidoreductase activity. The coding region runs from base 154 to 2232 and encodes 692 amino acids. The record is from RefSeq and is a predicted model, not a curated record. NCBI's taxonomy places the organism in Eukaryota, Metazoa, Arthropoda, Insecta, Hymenoptera, Diprionidae. The transcript is spliced from 9 exons.